GCGUGACUUCACUGUUUAGCUCGUAGAAACGGAGCUAACGGUGACGCUCGUUUUCAGUAGAAGCUUCUUUCGGCUGUAUUUGCUUUAUAAAACGUACAUUUCUUAUUAUUGGUUUGCAGCGUGUUAGCAAUUUGUGCUAACCUGCGGCUAACAGGAGGAAGGAAGGAGGGACCAGACGAGGCGGGUUGCUUCGGCCUUUUUCUCUUGUUCUUUCUCAAAACGAAAUCACAUCUGGACCGGAGCAAACGUGGAAAGGUGUGAAACAAUCCCAUAGUCAUGUCUAAACCAGAGUCUCCCAUGAAGUCCCGAUCCAAGUCCAGAUCCAGGUCCAGGUCUUACUCCAGGUCCCAUUCCAGGAGCCGGUCCAGAUCCAGGUCCAGGAAACGCCGCUACAGCUCCAGGUCACGUUCCCGCUCCUACUCUCCAUCCUACAGGAACUACCCGUCCAGGGACUACCAGAACAACCGCGGAGGCUACAACCGUGGAUAUAACCGUGGCUACCGGAGGCCCUUCCACUACCGGGGCCGUAAUCGCGGAUACCACCACCGUGGGGGGCACUACCAGAACCGGGGGGGUGGGUACGGGUACAAGUCCAACUGGCAGGGAGGGGGCUGGUAUGACAAAGAGCACAGCCCGCGCAGAGGUCGGUCUCGGUCGCGGUCCAGGAAGAGGUCUGGGUCCAGAUCCAGGAGCAGGUACUCUGACCGCUCCUCCUCCAGGGGCUCUAGGGCCUCCCGGAGGUCCAGGUCCUACUCCUCCAGGUCUCGAUCGUCAUCUCACCACCGCAGUGGUAAAGGUAAAUCUGUGAAGGACCAUAAGAAACCUGCAGAGUCUCCAGGGCCCAAACCUGGAGCAGAGGGCAGUGCCAUCGAGAAAGCCUCAGGAGGGAAGUGGAUCGACUAUGAGACCAGCCCCAAACCCUCCAGCCCGGACAGAGCGCAGGCAAAGGCUGCUGCUAAAAAGGAGGAGUCUGGUGUAGAGAACAAGGGCCCGGGGGCGGGGGGUCCCAUGUGGAGGACCAUUGGCUCUGUGUCUCCGCCCAAGCCAUCGCCCCCGGCAACUGCUCAGACUGCCGCGUUCGGAGGAUUCGGAUUCUUCUCAAAGGAAGACCCUGCACCUAGUGACAAAGCGGAGAUAUCAGCUGCCUUUAAAAAAUUUUUGGCUGAAAAUAAAGGUAAAAAAGAGGAGCAUUCUGCAGAUGUGGAUAAAGCCAAGGAUCUGUACGGCUCGUUCACUGAGAAAGACGACAAAGAGCUGCCGUUCUUCGACGCCGGUGAAGAAGAGUUCCUCAAGUCUCACGUUUUAAAAGACGAUGAGGAGGAGGGAGGGGUGAAGAGCAGCAUCUCCACCCGAGAAUUGUUUGGGAAGUGGGGAGACGAGCCCAGCUAUGCCCCCACCUACCCCACCAAAGAGAAGGCACGCAGGGACCCAGAGGAGCCAGAGGGGGCACCAGAGGAGGAGCCCUACCGCCGCAAACAUAAGAAGGAGGAGAAGAAGAAGAAAGAGAAGAAGGAGAAGAGGAGGAGCCCGUCCCCAAGAGAGAAAGAGCGUCCCCUGUUCCCCGGAGCCUUCCCUGCACGUGCAGAGUCCCCUCAGAGACUCGCGGCGUCUAGAGAAGAGUUUGAACAGAAAGUGAGCGCCAUGGGACUGGAUGAACUUCCCAGGGAUGUGAUUCCAUCAAAGAAAGAUGCAGAGUUCCGCUCCAUUUUUCAGCACAUCCAGGGGAGCCGCCGCAGCCCCUCGGAGCUGUUCGCUCAGCACCUGGUGUCCAUCGUGCACUAUAUCAAAGCUCAGCACUUCCCCUCUGCAGACCUGUCUCUGAGUGAGAGGUUUGCUCUGUAUCAAAAGAAAGCCGAGGAGGCAGAACUGAUGAAGCCUCGAAAGAGCCCCGAGAUACACAGGAGAAUUGACGUGUCGCCCAGUGCAUUUAAGCGUCACUGCGGUCUGUUUGAGGAGGUGGAGGAGAACGCUUUCAAGGAUUCAGGUAAAAAGUUCAAAGGAGAUGUGAUGGACUUGCGCUUGGACAUCGAGCGCAGAAAAAGGUUAUCUGGGAAAGGCCGCAGUCCCGGAGGCAGCCAGGAGAGGUCCUCAGAGAAGGCUGGAAAACACCACAAGAAAUCCAAAAAAGCAAAGAAGAAACGUGACCGCUCCCCCUCCUCCUCUUCGUCAUCCUCCUCUCCCUCCCCGUACCCUCCUUACAGGGCCAAAGAUUACAGCGAGGGCCCCAUGGAGCACCCAGAGGAGGGCUACUCCCACCAGAGGUAUCCCCCCCACGGGUACGGUCCCGGGCCCAGAGAGUAUGAGGGCCACGGCAUGGACAGGGGACGCGGGAGAGGCUUUUUUCCUCGAGUGCGAGGCAGAGGCUGGAACAGGGGCAACUACCAGGGCAACAACAGUAAUGGAAACCCUGCCAACAUGAACCCACAACAGCGCCCCCCAGAGGAAGAGUGGGACCCAGAGUACACGCCCAAGAGCCGGAAGUACUACCUGCACGACGACCGCGACGGAGAGAAAACGUGGGUGGAUAACCGCGGCCGUGGAAGAGGAGCAUUCCCAAACCGCAGAGGAAGAUUCGUUUACCGCAAAGGAGGAGCCGGAGGAGCCGGAGGAACCAGCCCCAAAUGGACCCACGACAUGUACCAGGGUGGAGAGGAGGGAGAGAUCCAUGAUGAAGGCUGCGAUGAGAAGGGCCAGGUGGACAAUAAACCAUAGACCGGGACUAGGACUACACCAGACCCAGACCAAGAACUAGACCAGACCAUAUGUACCAGGGCGGAGAGGAGGCAGAGCUCUAUGAUGAAGGCUGUCAUGAGAAGUGAACUAUAUCUAGGACCAGACCAGACCCUAAGACUAUGGCCCUAGGCUGGACCCCAUUUAGACUUAACACAGGGAAAUAUUUAGUCAGAAUUUACUCACAUCUUCAAAUCCCCUAAACCUGUUUCAUAUGAGGGAUUACUCAUUGCACUUGGUUUUGUUUCUCUAUAAAACUGCUUUCUAAACAUUUUUAAGUCCAGUUUGGAUGAGGAAAUAAUUUAGACACAAAAUGACAAAUCACUGAAACGGAGCCAACCGUCCCAUUGUGAAUCUGUCAUAAAAUGCAUAAUAUCUCCACCAUAAUCCCACAAUAGGACCACAGAGCUGUCGGGCUUGUCUCAGUUUGUCUUAGUAAAAAUUUGAAUUGUUUUGGUUAAUUUGUGAAUAAAAAUGUAAAAGUUUCAGAGGCUUUAAAAGAAUGAACCAAGAUCAACGCGUGUAUUUCUGUUAGGAACCUUAAUGACUAACACUAAACGUGACAACAUAAAAAUAUGGCUCUGAUUAAAACACUUGUGUGGGAAAUGUGAUGCUAACAACUUAUUUUCUUGGUGAUGGCCAAGUUUAAUGCUGCACCUUGGAACAUUCCAGUAGUGUUCUCAAAAGUAUAAAAAUCUUAUACUAAUUGAUAAUAAAACUAAUAAAUAUCAAAACUAGAUUGUCAUUUGAACCAGGUGCAGGUAUCGAUACAGCUCAACAUGGACAAACUGGUCUGGAAACCAUACAGGUUUUUAGUAUCAAAAUGAAUAUAAUGAAAUGUUAGUAUCGUGACAACACUGCAUUCCAGACGAUGACCUCCACAGAUGAGAAAGGGACAGGUUUUUAAGAGGAGGUGCAAAAACAUGAGUUUUAGAUGGCAUCCAUGCAUGUUUGAGUAAUCUAGCAAUCUCUUCUGGGCCCUAUUCAAUCCCUCCUUAUAAUUACCAAUACGAACGCUUACAAGGCUCCACCCAUAAACCUACAUCACCCAUGUUCCCACACAAUUCUCUAUAAAUAUACAAAAACAUGAUACAAAACUGUACACAGUAACUUGACAAACCUGAUGUGAUGUGCAGUAGUUUCAUUAGUGGGAUGCUGCUGAUUCUUUUGUGAUAGAGCUCUGAAGGGGGAGUGACAUAGCACGGGGAGCAAAGAGACGGGGGUUACUUAUGAUGUUAUGUGUUAGCAGUUAUUACCCCUCUUUAAGCAUUUUUGUCACUCUUAAGUUCUUUGGAAAAACAAAAUAUUGUUAGAAAACAAAUUCAGAAAAUAAUAAUUAUACAAAUUAUUAUUAAUAUUCCUCUUUAAAACGUGACAAUUGUGGCGUUCUUUAAAACGUGACUUUUUGGCAUUCUUCUGUCUGAUCGAACCUCUUCUGCUGAUCUCUGGUGAUCCUCUGCAUGUUUGUCACUUUCAGAUGUAAAUGUACUUACUUAUGUCUCAUAGCUCUGCCUUCUGUGGUUCAUUUAGACCAGGGGUGCCCAAACUCAUUUCACCGAGGGCCAUAUCUUUAAAAAUAUUAGCCAUGGAGUGCCACAGACCAGUGGUCAAUACAGUGGAUAAUUCAGAUGGUGCAUUUAACAUACUUUAAAUAAGGCUUGAAAUAUUAUUAGGUCUGUAUGACAAUGUGAUAUGUAGGUUAUAUUGGUAGCAUUACUGAAAUUUGCCAUAAAAAGUACUGAUUGAUCAAAAAUUGGUCUGAGAGCCACAUUUGGCCCCUGGGCCAUAGUUUUGACACCCCUGAUUUAGACUUUUAUGACACAUAUGAACCAGAGGGAGAUAUAGGGAGGCGUCUGUGUGCGCGAGUGUGUGCCUGCGUGGUGCUGCAGACCCAUUGCACUGGCUUGUGUGUGGCGCUGCAGACUUUCGGGGUUUAAACCUUUGACCAGAUCAGGUUUGAGGACACUUUUUACUGUGGAAUCCUUCAGUUUGACCCUUUUUACCGUUGGCCGCUUUAACUAUUUGUCUUUUAAUUUUCAAUAAAUGUCUUUGAUUUG
Messenger RNA from Periophthalmus magnuspinnatus, 4787 nucleotides. RefSeq names its product thyroid hormone receptor associated protein 3b (gene thrap3b). Gene Ontology annotation, biological process: mRNA processing; positive regulation of transcription by RNA polymerase II. The record is from RefSeq and is a predicted model, not a curated record. Gene Ontology annotation, molecular function: transcription coregulator activity; mRNA binding; DNA binding. Bases 277 to 2712 code for a protein of 811 amino acids. The transcript is spliced from 15 exons. Gene Ontology annotation, cellular component: exon-exon junction complex; mediator complex. NCBI's taxonomy places the organism in Eukaryota, Metazoa, Chordata, Actinopteri, Gobiiformes, Gobiidae.